Actinia tenebrosa (Australian red waratah sea anemone) is the source of this 2695-nucleotide messenger RNA. RefSeq names its product histamine H2 receptor-like. Gene Ontology annotation, cellular component: membrane. Gene Ontology annotation, biological process: G protein-coupled receptor signaling pathway. Gene Ontology annotation, molecular function: G protein-coupled receptor activity. The record is from RefSeq and is a predicted model, not a curated record. NCBI's taxonomy places the organism in Eukaryota, Metazoa, Cnidaria, Anthozoa, Actiniaria, Actiniidae.
CAAGCUGGGGAGCAGUUGAAGUUAGAUAAAACUAUUGAUAUUUUACAAUAGGAGGUCGAAAUACACAUUUUAUAAAGUGGUUGCCAUUUGAGGCACUAUCAAUCGAAACUAUAGCUGUUAGAGCGCAGUGGAAUCAUUAAGACAAACUCUACGGAUUUGGGAAUAUCUUACGAGAGUUAAAUUACUAGAAGAACUGCAACCAUUGACUGACCGACUGACUAGCUGAGCAAGAAGAUUUCCGCUACUUAAGAGCGAGAUCUACUGUUCUAGCACAAGUUGAAGGUCGACGGGAUUAGCCAGACUACAGCGUCAGAUCUCACUGCAAUAGGACCACAGACGACAAGGAAAUUAAAGGAAUCUCUGUAAACCGUCAAACCUAUUCAUUACGUCAAUUUUAAGGCAAUAUAAUCUGCCAAAACGGCGAGAAAUACAAGAAUGUAACAGGAAAAAAGACAUUUUAGAUCGAAAAAUUCAUUCAAUACUUCAUCGCUAAUCAAUCGAGGGAAAUUGAUAAGAACAAAGACACGAAAUCGUGAUUACUUUAAUAUCAGAAUACAGCAAUCUCACCAGCAUUAGCAGGAUCCUUGAUCAUUACGGUCAUUACCCCUUAAUGAUCCGGCUCAAUUAACAUCAAAAGUUCAAGACAGAAUACGUCAUAAGAGAAUAAGUAACAGCGUCGCCACAGGACAAAAAGGAAAGAAACUGACGUAAUCGAUGAAUAUAUCUAAGGAUGUCAAAAAUCACAUCAAAAUAGUUCCUGAUUUCAAAAGCAGUAUAAAUACGAGGUUGUGAAGAAGUUGAAAACAGUGCAUUACUGUUGAUAUCAUGGCGAACAACAGCACCAACUCCCAGGUUUCCAGUCUUCAAACGAACGAUUCCAUCCAUUAUGCGUAUUUUAGCGCCGAAUCAGAUAUUUUCCCUUUAUUAGUUGCGUUUCUAAUCGUCAUUAUAAACGCGUGGGUCAUCAUUCUCAUAUUGAAGAAUAAGCUUCUAAGAACCGUUACAAACUUCAUUCUGUCGAGUCUUGCCUUUUCUGAUCUAUUGACAGGCCUGCUGAGUAUUCCAAUGUUCGUCGCGUGCAACGUAGUGCGAACCUUGCCACUUUGCAUCACAUCUGACGUUUUCCUGAGAUUCACUUCGAUUUCUACAGUCGCUCAUCUUCUGGCCGUUACCUUUGAUCGUUACCUUGCUAUAAUGCACUCUCUUAGGUACGCUACACUCAUGACCAAAAGUCGUGCACUUUUUGGCCUUAUCUUCAUCUGGGUCACCUCCGUUGCAAUGUCCCUGAUACACUUCAGUUGGUCCACUCUAAUAACUGACGAGGAUGUGAACGGGAAAAUGCCCCAGUCCGAGAAAGAAAACGAGAUUCGUUAUGAUAUUUUUUGCCUUAUCACCUACUUCUUUCUUCCCCUGAUAUUCAUGAUGUACGCUUAUGGACGGAUCUUUUAUCAAGUUGUGCGUCAGAGACGCAUCAUGACACGCAACAACCUACCCGGCUUCCAACCUCACAAUCGCCUCUCGAUCGAAAGCCACAAAUGGAAGGCAGCAAUCAUUUUUUUGGUUAUGCUUCUGGUUUACACAAUAUGCUGGCUGCCUUAUUUCGCUUACAGAUUGCAAUACAACUUUGAAGAUGGCGAGAAAAACAUCCUUCCUAUAGCAAUGCAGUAUCUUAUAAUCUAUCAAAGAUUCUGCACCUCUUUAUUCAAUCCUUUGUUGUACAUACUAGGAAAGCAAGACUUUAGAAAGACAAUACUAACGAGGUUUGAGAGAAGGCCCACUCGCUCAUAUACAGGAUCGACUAGUUUGUUACGGUCAACUUACGUAUAAGAAAUCUGCUCAAAGUGUUAGAGAUGAAGGCAGGAAAAUUUGUAACAAUGUAUCAACAAGACUUUAAUUUUCAAUGCAACAUGAUAUUUCGGGCAAGAAAUUAUUUCCAUAACGUGAACACUCGCUAAGCAAAACCUUGGGGAAAAAACCCCUGACAUUUGCCCUUUGAAUGACCGUGUAACAAUCUGCAACAGACUAGCUUCUGUUAUAAUAUGGCGGGAAACAUCAUCACGUGACACUGGUUAAAAACAGCCGUCUACGAGGAUGAAUGGUGCACUUUGACAUUCUACAUGCGAAGGGAAGCCUACCAAAUAUUUGGAGAGAUUGCACAACAGCAAAUUGAAGCACGCUUGGCUUGGUUAAUGGCAGUAGAAGUUCUCGUGUGCACUAGGGAAGACGGCGCUUCAAGGUCCAGAUAAAAAACGGGUGUUCGAUUAACAUUGUCGUUACUUGCAGUCUGUCAUAUUUAUGACUUCAAAUGACAUCUAUGAUCUAUGUUAGGUUGAUCUUGCUUCCAGUAUUUACAAAGUCACGUGAUACAUGUAACUAACCAAUCAGAGUUCACAAAAGGUCGACGCGGUUUGACGUAUACUAAUAUCAGCUGUUGGGUUGAAAAAGGCGGAAUUAAUGGCAACACAGAAACACAAAGAUAACAAGACAGACAAAACAUGGAUUCAAAGUUAUAAUUGUGUUGCUUUGUCCUGAGGUGCUUUUUGUCUUCCGACCGGCGAUGUAAACAAGAUGGUGUUGAUAUUACUGACCUGAUUCAUUGACAAAUAGAUAUUUUGAUAAGAUUUUUGGAGCUGAUCAUCUAGAGAUUCCAAAGCAUGAUGGAGUAAACUCGCGACAAUCGACCGACUCAUCUAAU